AUGUCACCCAAGCCCAAGAACCAACCUACGAUCGCCAUCAUUGGUGGAGGGUCAGUGCAUCAGCCACUUUCACCUUGCCUUCCUUCUUCCCCGCGCGUGCCAUGCGCCAUCUUGAGCCCCACUCGGGGUUGAAAGGUCGCCGGGCUCGGAAAAGCAGCGAUCUUUUGCCCCACUCGUCGCUCGCUGACAUCCGGAGUUGCUCACAUCUUUUCCGCAGCCUUUCGGGUCUCACCCUUGCUCUCGAGCUCAAGAAAAACCUCGGCUUGGAAAAGACCGUCACGAUGUAAGCUUAACGGGUUCGGAAGGCAGUUCCCUCGAAGGCGCGCCGAUCUGGCCGCCGUUUUUUGAGUCCCCAGUGUCUUGACGACGCCGGCAUUCAGUCGACGCGCUGGUGUCUUGGUGCUCCAGAGCGAGACAGGACACUCACGCCAUCGGUUUCAACUGUCGCAACUGUCGCAGCUACGAGAAACAUCCUCAUGAUGUCGGAGGUACCUGGCGCGAUAACUACUAGUGAGUGCAUUGCCUUCUUCACACGGCGCUUUAUCCCGUUACCCUGCUAGCCUCUAAGUCGGAAGAGCAUGGCGGUUGUGUAUCUCUAGCAAUGUCACAUGGAAGAUCUCUAACUGUUCUCCAUGUCUACUUCCCAGCCCUGGAUGUGCCUGCGAUGUGCCAUCUCAUUGUACGUUACCCUCGGGGCCACCGGUCACCAACUUCACCGUUACCUGACUGAUUACGGACCAUUCUUUUACUGGCACACAAUCAUCCAGGGUACUCACUUUCGACCGAACUGAACCCUGACUGGACGAGCAAGUACUCUGGACAGGCUGAGAUCCAAAAGUGUGGGUUUUCAAAUUUUUAUCCCGAUUUUCCGUGCUUUUCCAGGCGAUAAACGGGAUGGCAAGUGAUUGAUCAUCCACGAUUCCUAACAGACUGGCAAGGUAUCUACAAGAAGCACAACCUGGCCAAGCAGACAAAGUUUGACAGCACCUUCAUCAAGGGUGAAUGGGACGCCGUCGCGCAAGGCUACAAUGUCGAAUUCAAGCGCAAGGACGGUUCGACCUUCUCCAUCAAGUGCGACGUACUCAUCUCGUGCAUCGGUGGAUUCUCGACCCCGCUUGACAAACCCCAUGGUAUGAAAGGGAUUGACUCAUUCAAGGGCCCCGUCUUCCACUCGGCUCGUUGGCGCAAAGACGUCGACCUCAAGGGAAAACGGGUAGCCGUCAUUGGCAACGGCUGCUCCGCUGCUCAGUGAGCACUUUUCAAAUGCCCUGAAAAAACCCGAUGAAUGAGGCUAAUCCACUGGACCUCAUGCAGAUUCAUCCCGAUUCUUGCCGAGGAAAAGUCGACCCAAGUCAUUAACUUCAGUCGUACCCCCAGUACGUUCCUCGAUCACGCGUUGCUCUGGGACCAAAAUUCUGACGCUAUGACGUUUCACAGGUUGGUUCGCACCGCGGGAUCAGAAGGACUACUCCCGUGUAACCAAGGCUGCGUUCCGCUAUGUCCCCGGCUUGAUGCGCUCGUACCGCAACUUCAUCGCGAUCACGUCCGACUCGCGCUUCGUCGUUUGGUGGUUGCAAUUCUCCACCUUAAGGCACUACGUCGAGGAGCACAUGGCCAACUACAUUCGUCAGAACUCGCCCGAGAAGUACCACGAGUGAGUCGCAUUAUUUCAUCAGCCCAGACGGUCGAAACUGAUCAACCUUGACUGCCCAGCUUCUUGGUUCCCAAGUACCCCUUCGGCUGCAAGCGCGUCAUCAUGGACCCAGGCUACCUCCAGUGCCUCUUCCGCAGCAACGUCGAGCUCGUCACCGAUGGCAUCUCGACCAUCACGGAGAAAGGUUUGCUCGGCAAGUCGGGCAAGGAGUACGAGUUUGACGUGCUUAUCCUUGCGACGGGCUUCGAUGUCUCUGAAGUCGGCUUGGGCAUCAAUAUUGUUGGUCGUAAUGAAAAGACCGUGACCGAGCAGUGGAAGGAGCAGAAUGGUCCUCAGGCUUACCUUGGAACCACCAUUGCCAAUUACCCCAACGUUAGUCGAACUCAUCCUAUAAAGUGACGUGAUGUUUGAGGCUAAUCGGGAUCUUUGGGCCUGCCUAAGUUCUACUCGGUCCUUGGCCCGAACGUUGCGUCCGGAACGGCUUCGGUCGUCUACUCGACCGAGGCGCAGGUCAACUACAUCGUCAAGAUGAUCGAACCCAUGGUCAAGUAUGGUGUCAAGUCGUUCGAGUGCAAGGUCGAGGUUGAGCAACAGUACAACGAGUACAUCCAAAACCGACUCAGUAAGUUGACCGUACUUCUCGUGGCUCAUGACGGGGAGCUUUGCUGACGCGCACUCUUUUUCAUCGUAGAGGGAACGGUCUGGAACGGAGGCUGCACGUCCUACUACAAGUUGGGCGAGAAAGUUGUUGCGACCUUCCCCGGUCCGACGUCCGAGUUCGUUUGGCGCACGCGCAAGCCCAAGUUCGAAAACUUCACCCAAACCGGUGGAACGGUUCGUGUCGCCGCUCGUCAUGCGCAGAAGAAGAUCGCGAAAUGGUUCACCUUGUUCGCGCUCAUCGCCUUGUUUCGCAAGUUCGGGUACAAGAGAAUCAGGAACGAAAUUUUACUGUGGUUGUUGGUGAGUCUGAGUGGUGCCGCGGACUGUGCAUUGUACAUUUGUGCGUUACUGACCACCGCAUCACUUUGAACAGAUGCGCUACCAAAAGGUGAUCCCCAUCAUCAAUCGCGUCCGAGGACGAGUCGAAUAA
Messenger RNA from Microbotryum saponariae, 2744 nucleotides. Lineage: Eukaryota; Fungi; Basidiomycota; Microbotryomycetes; Microbotryales; Microbotryaceae. The record is from the annotation of a GenBank genome assembly.